Quercus robur (English oak) is the source of this 507-nucleotide messenger RNA. RefSeq lists its product as uncharacterized. The transcript has a single exon. Lineage: Eukaryota; Viridiplantae; Streptophyta; Magnoliopsida; Fagales; Fagaceae. Gene Ontology annotation, molecular function: RNA-DNA hybrid ribonuclease activity; nucleic acid binding. The record is from RefSeq and is a predicted model, not a curated record. Bases 1 to 507 code for a protein of 168 amino acids.
AUGCCCAUUGCAGCAACACCAACUCAGAUACAUUGGCAGCCUCCACCGAUGGACCGGGUUAAAAUUAAUUUUGAUGGAGCGGUAUUUAAGGAUGAAGACAUAGCAGGUAUUGACGUGGUUGUUAGAGAUAGCCAAGGCAUGGUCAUGGCUUCUUUAUCCCAAAACAUCCCACUCCCACACUCAGUUGUAAACUUGGAAACUCUGGUAGCAUGUAGAGCACUUGAAUUCUCCCUAGAGCUAGGCUUCGACAAAGCAAUUCUUGAGGGAGACUCGAUGAUUGUCAUGGCUGCAUUGAGGGACCCUUCUCCUUCACUAGCUUCAUAUGGUCUGUUAGUUCGGGAUGCCCAAUUGAUGGCACAUUUAUUUACUUGUAUUUCCUUCCAACAUGUUGGUAGAGUAGGGAAUAAUGUUGCUCACAACCUAGCUAAUCACUGGUUUUUCAGUUUGGAUGGAGGAUGUUCCUAUCUAAAUUUUUGCAGCUUAUCAGGCGGAUUUGCCUACUACUGA